CCGAUUAUUCUGUCCCGUCUUGUGUGGCACUGAUUCACUGAUUGCAACAUCGCGCACUAUUUACUUUUCUAUUUUUUACUUAAUUCUUCUAAAUUCGCCAGUUUAAGGUACACAUUUUCUCGGUUUUUCUAAUUGUUCGUGACGUUAUCGAAACAGUAGUCUCACAUGAUACAGUGACGAGUUCUAUCGCGCGAUAAUCAACCCCAUCAUUCACAUUCAUGGUCAGUGUGAAUUGACGGUUCACUGAGUUCCUGCAAAAAAUUUUGAAUUUAAAAGUGAUAUCUCUCCGUAAGCAAGUAUGUUCUCGUGGAUGAGUAAAGAUGACUCAAGGAAGUCUCCAGAAAUUUGCGAAACAGUAUUGGAAGGCCUCAAGAAAGUAUACAAAUCCAAACUACUGCCUCUAGAAACUGCCUAUCAGUUUCACGAUUUCCACUCACCGCAGCUAGAUGAUCCAGAUUUUGAUGCUAAGCCCAUGAUCCUGUUGGUGGGUCAAUACUCCACCGGUAAAACUACAUUUAUCAAGUAUUUGUUAGAGCGUGAUUUUCCUGGUAUCAGAAUCGGGCCAGAACCAACAACUGAUAGAUUUAUUGCGGUUAUGUAUGAUGAGAAAGAAGGAAUUAUUCCAGGAAAUGCCCUUGUUGUAGACCCUAAGAAACAAUUCCGGCCUCUCUCUAGGUUUGGUAAUUCAUUUUUAAAUAGAUUGCAAUGUUCCUUAGUUAAUUCUCCUGUACUCAAAGGUAUCUCAAUUGUGGAUACGCCCGGUAUCCUUUCGGGUGAAAAGCAGCGAGUUGACCGUGGAUAUGACUUCACUGGCGUUUUAGAAUGGUUUGCGGAACGAGUGGAUAGAAUCAUUUUGUUAUUUGAUGCCCACAAACUGGAUAUAUCUGAUGAGUUUAGACGUGCUAUUGAAGCCUUGAAAGGUCAUGACGACAAAAUUCGGAUUGUGCUGAACAAAGCAGAUAUGGUGGAUCAUCAGCAACUGAUGAGAGUUUAUGGAGCCCUCAUGUGGUCUCUAGGAAAAGUUCUUCAAACCCCUGAAGUAGCUCGAGUAUACAUUGGUUCCUUUUGGGACAAACCUCUUCGAUAUGACGCAAAUAAACGGUUAUUUGAAGAUGAAGAGCAAGAUUUAUUUAAGGACCUGCAGUCUCUUCCUCGAAAUGCAGCUCUACGAAAACUGAAUGAUCUCAUCAAAAGAGCAAGACUGGCAAAGGUGCAUGCUUAUAUCAUCACUGCCCUUCGGAAAGACAUGCCCUCAAUGUUUGGAAAAGACGCAAAAAAGAAGGAAUUAAUCAAGCAUUUAGAUACAAUCUAUGACCAAAUCCAAAGAGAACACCAAAUUUCACCUGGAGAUUUUCCAGAUAUCAAAAAAAUGAAGGAAACAUUACAACAUCAAGAUUUCACAAAAUUUCAACCUCUCAAACCAAGAUUGUUAGAGGUAGUCGACAAAAUGUUAUCAGAUGACAUUGCAAAACUUAUGGCUCAGAUUCCUGUUGAAGAACUUACCACAGAGGCAAAGGCACCUGUUUCAGCAAUUACUUGUGUAGGUGGAGCAUUCACCAAAGUGGAAGAUGAUGACAAUCCAUUUGGUUACAUGAAAGGAGAGGGUAUCAAUGCAGGUCAUGGCGAAAGUGAUUGGAUUGUAGCCAAAGAUCGUUACAAGGUUGAUGCUAUCUUCAAGGAAUUGGGCCCAGUGGAUGGAAAAAUUUCUGGUGCUGCUGCAAGGCAAGAAAUGAUCAAGUCAAAAUUACCCAACUCAGUACUGGCAAAAAUUUGGCGGCUUUCUGAUGUUGAUGAUGACGGUUUCCUUGAUGAAGAUGAAUUCGCUCUUGCAAUGUAUCUGAUUAAACUCAAAGUUGAUGGACAUGAUUUGCCGCAGCAAUUGCCCGAACACCUAGUUCCACCAUCAAAACGAGAUUCAUAAAUGACUCUCAGAAAAACGACCCAGCAUCGUUACCAACUCUACGCAGAAGCUUCAGUGUAAGCUUCAUCAUUAUUUUUCCUUGUGAUUCUCUUGUGAAAUAUUUAAUGUCCUUUCGCAUAAAAAAUAUGUUGCUUUUGAAAUUGUAUUGAUUUUUUAAAGUUUAUUAUGUAUUUAUUUCAUUUAAUAUAAAUAGGUAGAAAUUGAUGUAUCUGUAGAUACUAUGUCUUACAAUUAGUUUUGUUAUUAUUUAAAUAAUUUUUAGCUUGAGAAGAUAAACCUCAUUUGUUUGCUGACCUAUAUUUAUGUGAAUGCUUUAAUGUGCACUAAGUGACCUUAAAUAUUUCAUGUUGUUAUCUUUUGAGUCAAUGUUUAGGAAGCCAUCUCAAUCUUACCUCUCCUUUAUUUAUAUUUUUUCCCCAUUUUUUUAGUAUAAAUAAUUUUUAAAAUGUAGAAAAUUGUUUAUAAGUUUAGCCCUCAUAUUAACCCUUCCCUCAUAACUAUCUUUAUUACAACAAGCCCAUUUCUGUUUAUGUAUUUAUUUUACUCUGGCUAUCUUGAGCAGGGCUCCGCAUGUUGUAGUUCAAUAUUCGAAUUGUUGUAAGAUUUUCUUGUCUCUCUCUUUCAUUGGUGAAAUUGACUAAUCAUGAACAGUAAAAUAAUGGUGAGCAUCUCAGUUGCCCGAGUAAGAACAAAAUUUUAGUUUGCUGUAAGAGUCCUGGAACGAUGAGAUUCAGUCUGUUAAAGAAACAGAGAUAUCUGCUGAAUUUUUAGUUCUAAAAUUUUAAAAACUAAGCAGCAUAUCUGAUUGAUUUUAAAGUUCGUAGCUUUUAGAUAUUGAACAAUCAUAGAGUAGAUAUUUUCAUAAUCGAAUGUAAUGUAUUCAAAAUCAUUGAGCUGCUGUUUUUGAUUAUGGACCAGCCUGGCAAAUUUAAAUAAAGACUAAGUAGUUUUAGAGGUACCAGAAAAAUCUGCCUUUGAUAGCCAUUCAAUAAAUACUUUGUUGGUGCAGUGUAGGUCUUCAUCAACCAAAUAAAGCCCCUGAAAUCAAUGAUAAAACUGAAAAAUGUAAUAAUUAUUUCUCAUAUAUUAACAUGCAGGCAGUGGAUUCUCUUGGAUGCAACAAAAUCAAAGAAAAUCAAGAUAUAGUUCAAUAUAGAGGAGGAGUAAGGUGUCACUGUCUAUUACAGCUUGGCAGUUUCAUUUUGGGGACUUACUUUGGUUGGUUGGAAUAGAAAUGAGUUUGACGAGUAGCAAUUCCUUUUCUCCUUCCUGUUCUCAUCUUGCCAGACUUCAUUUUUCUUUAGACUUCAUUUUUCUUUAUUCUUUGAAGGGAAAGGUUUCAAAUGCUGAGGUUGAGAUGGUUUCCUUAUUGUGAUCUUUACUGUGUGUAGCUAAAGUAAUUUUAAUUUUUCUAAAUCAAUUAACAAAAAUUUAAGGUUGAAGUCCAAUGUAAUAAAUAGAUCGUGUAUCUUCCAUCCUUUUCCAUUGAGGGUAUAAGUAAUCUUCAACUAAUGUAAGUAAGGACAGUUCUGUACAAAAGUCAUUCCCAGCUAAAGGUGCUCCUUUAAAAAAUUAGGAAAGCGAUUUAGAUUCUUAAGUUUUGAAUCCAAAGAGAAAAGAAAAUGCAGGUGUUCAAGUAUGUGAUUGGAUUUGUGAUAAUUGAGGGGAAAAAUACAAAUGUUUGUCCAAUCUCCAUCUUUCAUUAAUCCCGCACACAGUCUCUUCUAGGUAAAUUUAUGCAUUUCCAUUUUGAAGAAGAAAUAUCUUCUGUCCUGCUCCCUUUUCAGAGGGAAAAGUUUCAGAAAGAUCUAACACCGUCAGGAGUGCCCUGCAAUUAGAGGUUUUUCUUUUUUCAAAUAUAUCAUCCCAACUAUGAUUCUUAAGAAAACGAAACAUUGUAUCUUCAUUUUCAAUGACAAGAGGAUAUCAAAAGACAAGAAUGACUCAAUACUUAAGACAAAAUUUGAACUGUCCCGCAAGGUUUUUUUUCCUCCUUUCUUACGUUUUCCUUUCGUUUUGAGUCUCCAAAACUAUAUCAUUGUAUCUUCUAUUUUUUUUCUGGAGACAUAUCGCUAAAUUUUUCAUACAGACCUUAAAAAUCAUUUGAAAUUAUUUGUCUUGCCAAAUUUGACUGCAAAUCUCAGGCCAAUUUUUUAUUCAAGGCUCAGGUCUUUUUUAUAUAAACGUUCAAUUUUUUAUUUUUUUCCGCUGAUAUGCUUUUAUUUUUUGCCUUAUUCAGGAGUCUAUCAUAACCGUACCUUUUUUAACAUGGAACAUGUGAAUUUGCUCUAAAGGCUUACAGUAAAUUUUUGUUUGAAACAGUUCUCUGUACAUCCCCCCCUCUUUCUAUUUUGUUUCAUACCGGUGAAAGUUCAUGAAAAAUACUUUUUGAUACUAUGUAUAAAUUAUCUGAUGGUUUUAUAUCCAAUUCGAUCAUAAAUUUUGUGUAAUACAGCCCUAUAUUUUUCAAACCAAAGAAAAAUUGACUGCUUUUCCUUACCAAGUUGAGAGAGAGAACCUGAGACAUUUGAAUGCUUUUCUUAGAGCAUGAUCAAGGAGAAAAGUAUAUCCCGGCCCAGAUCAUUUGUGCAUUGGAAAAGUGCUUUUCAGUACUUAUUUUCAUGAUCAAUGAUGUUUUCCCUGAGAUUGCAGACACUUACCUUGUUUGUUCAUGGAUGGAAUCCAGAGUUAUGAAAUUGUAUCUUUCCAUAACUUCUUGCUAGUUUUCUAUCCAGUCAAGUCAUUUUUCUUUUCAAAAAUUCAAAUAAGAAAAGGAAUUGAAGUAUUGCUUGCUUGAAGUGGCUUACAAUUUAGUAUGAACCUUACUCACUUCAUCCAUUAUUAAAUUGUUUGCCGACAGUCAGCAAUUUGUACCAAAUUAUUGUAAUACAAUUAUCAUUUCAUAUCUCUCAUCCGACUUUAUAUUUCAAAUAAAAGUCUGUGCCUGGUCCAUCAAUACUUCAAAAUAAACUCCUCACAUCUUCUGAUGAAAUUAUAUGCGAGAGAAAAAAACUUUAAGCUGAAAUAGAAUAGUGUGUGUAGAAAAAACUACCUAUCAUAUUAUCGAAUUUUUGGAACUAAUCCAUAUUUUUCACGCCUCUCUCUUUUGAGGAGCCCAGGUCUUAUCUAACUCAUCAAAGCAUAUCAGUUUUCAUGUAUUAUGUUUCUUUAUAUUCUUAUUAAUUUCAUCUUCUCUCUCAACCACUUUCCCAUUUAGUUCUUCUUUAUUAUAGAAGUGAUAUUAUGAUUCAUAAUAAAGUUGCUGACUCUCUCUUGAAUCAGUUUCGACAAUUUUGUAUCCAAAUAACCAUAAUUUUAAUUUUCAGAACAUUUUUUUGUUCUUCUUUACCUGCAUUCAUCUUCAUAUGUUGAUUGAGUGGUUAUUUAGUGUAUUUUCCGAAGGGAAUGCUUUAUUUUUUUUUAUGAUUUUAUUUAUUUUUGUUUUUUCCUUUUUUUAUAAAUAUUCAAUUUGAACGGAGUGAAGCAUUAUAGGUAAAGUAAAACUAUUUAUUUUUGAUAACUGUGCAUGAAUAUUGAAAAUAAAUUAUUUUGCAAUAAUGUAUUGUA
Messenger RNA from Bemisia tabaci, 5488 nucleotides. It is a transcript of the gene Past1, whose product is annotated as putative achaete scute target 1. The record is from RefSeq and is a predicted model, not a curated record. Gene Ontology annotation, biological process: endocytosis; endosomal transport. NCBI's taxonomy places the organism in Eukaryota, Metazoa, Arthropoda, Insecta, Hemiptera, Aleyrodidae. Gene Ontology annotation, molecular function: calcium ion binding; GTP binding; protein binding. Gene Ontology annotation, cellular component: plasma membrane; cytoplasm.